Molecule: messenger RNA, 1089 nt
Organism: Bursaphelenchus xylophilus (pine wood nematode)
Lineage: Eukaryota; Metazoa; Nematoda; Chromadorea; Rhabditida; Aphelenchoididae
Source: the annotation of a GenBank genome assembly
AUGGAUGAAAGUGGAAUUGAAGAGCAAGAGAAUAUUCCCCAGCUAUACAGGAAGUCUAAGAAACCUCAAAUCGAUAUAAACAAGGUGCUAGAGUAUAUCAAUGCAAGUUACUAUCCCUUCGUCGUGAUUUUUUAUUUUUAGGAUCAAGAAGACGAAAAGAGUUUGUCGAAAAAGUACGGUAAUUACUUUGACGAAUGGCUGAAUUACCUGAUGACUGGGUUCAAUAUCAAGAUCAAUGGACGUGGUUCCAAAAUUGACUUAGUCGAAAGUUUCCUCGUGACCAAAAAGAUUAAUAAAAAAUAUGUUUACCAAGUGAUGGGACACGAACCAGAUGUCAAUCUUUAUGAUGUCUUCAGUCAAAUUGUGGAACAUUUGAAUUUGAAUAUCCGAUUAAAGAGAGAAUCGAUUAUUAUGCAGGCGGAUAAACUUGGAGAAGCUAUUGAGGAAAAGAAAAAUGAUUUUCUGCUUGUUGUCCAUAAUGUAGAUGGUCGUUUUAUGAGGUAAGUUCCUCUUUAAUAUCAUCAUUGGAUUUGCUCAGAAACGACCAAGCGAUGGAAGCCCUGAAUAAAUUGGGCGCACACAAACAUAUCCGGAUGAUUUUAACACUGGCAUUCCCAUAUGGAGACAUAUAUUGGAACCCGGUAUGUGGCAUCGGACAAAGUAACCCUCUUUCAGGAUAUUAAAUAUUGUCUUAAAUUGAUCGAGUACAACAUCAACACUUAUCGGAUUGAUUUUGAUGAAUUGUUGGCUCUGAAUCCCAAAUUGGAAUCGCAUAACGGGAAGAGUGACACCUAUCACACAUUGGAAUCCCUGGAUAUGAUCUGGACUUCUUUGGCCUCAAAUACCCAAAAGAUUUGCACAAAGUUAUACGAGAUGUGGCUUCUCUCAGAAAACAAGGCAGUCUCCUUCUUCGAACUUUUCACUGAAGUCAGGAAUAACUUUUUGACCACGAGCGAAGUUGUUUUGUCCACCCAGAUUACCGAGUUGAAAGACCAUUACUUCAUCUCGAUUAAUGAUGAAAAGAUUAUCACAUUUACUGUCGACCCCAUCCUCUUGGCUCAAUUUAUGGAAAAAAAGAUUUCCAUUUGA